Molecule: messenger RNA, 417 nt
Organism: Fibroporia radiculosa
Lineage: Eukaryota; Fungi; Basidiomycota; Agaricomycetes; Polyporales; Fibroporiaceae
Exons: 8
Coding region: 1-417 (138 amino acids)
Source: RefSeq, a predicted model, not a curated record
AUGCUUGCGCAACAAUUAGUCAUUGAGCGAUUUAAAGAAGAAGGUGGGGGGCCUGCUCAGACAAAGUCUUCACCCAACCUCCAGCCGGAGACGUCCGCACCUCCUCCCCCAGUGCCGAAGUUUGCACCCAACGCCAGGCCGGGGACGUCCGCACCUCCUCCCCCAGUGCCGAAGUCUGCACGUCCUCCCCCAGUGCCGGCGCUCCCAAAUACCAACGUCCGAAAGGGCGGGGUCGACAAGGCGUGGUUGGCAAAUUAUGGUGAGUACCUCAGGGGUGGCGCUAAAGGAACGCCUCCGUCGAGCCAUCCAUUCGUUCCUCCGUCGCAGCCGGCGGGGCAGGAGGAUAGGAAGUCACCGUCACCCGAGCCAAACCCGUAUCGGAUCAACCUGCGAGCGUUGCUUGAGGAGCUUGACUGA